Messenger RNA from Aspergillus luchuensis, 324 nucleotides. RefSeq lists its product as uncharacterized. Bases 1 to 324 code for a protein of 107 amino acids. The record is from RefSeq and is a predicted model, not a curated record. The transcript has a single exon. NCBI's taxonomy places the organism in Eukaryota, Fungi, Ascomycota, Eurotiomycetes, Eurotiales, Aspergillaceae.
AUGUGUCGUCUUUUGCAGUUGCGGCAGCCUGACCGCGACUUCUGGUGUGACCGACGCGAGGCCUUACGCUGGUCCAGCCUGCUGAUUGCCAUUGAUGCGGGAUUGUUCUGUGGCACUGCUAUCGAGUUGAACAUGGAGCUGGUUUGGAUGGGAAAAUGUCUCGAGGGACCAUCUCAGGCAGCCCUGGAGCCUGGAGGGCCGCGCCAGCCUGGUGGCUGUGCCAGUGGAUCAAACUUGGCUAAUCUGAUGACCCACACUUUGGCCCGGGGUAACAUCUUGGGCACAUUUAAGAAUCUGGAUGGUUACAUGAUGGCCACGAUAUAG